AUGGACACCCUCGGAACGGGGCGAGAUUCUUCCAACACAGUGCGGGACGGUGACGUUGUGACCAAUCCUCGCUACAUUGGGCAAUCGGCGGGAAUCCACUCGACGGGGUACGACGGGCGAGGGCCAGCUGAGGAAUCGCGCUACGGCGCCACGCCCCUGGGUGCGGGGAAUGUCCGCAAUGACCAGGUUUCAGGUGCUCAGCCGAGUUACACUGGCCAGACGACUUCCGGGGCGUGGCCUACUCCCGUUGCGCCCCCUAAUGCGCAUCGAUCUGAUCUUGUAGGCCAAGGGAGGGGUCUAGACAGUCACUCCAGGGAGGGGAUGGUGGAGAAUAGAAUGCACAACGUGGGCACGGGACCUAACUCGGGAACGAACCAAGAUGCCUAUGGAGCUUCCGGGUAUGGUGAAUCUAGGAAGGAGGGAGUAAUGCACAGAAUGGCAGACGCAAUGGGCAUGGGACCUCAUGCAGGAGCCCAUCACACUUCCGGCGCUCAGCAUGCAGUUUUGGGUUAUAAUCCGAAUGAGAAUCACCCGAGCUCGAAUAUGGGAUUCGGUGGGGGGUUAGGGCAUCCGACUAACACGACCGCAGGGAUCGAUCAGUCUCAUGGAUUGGGCUCCCACGCCGUUACUGGUACGCACGAUGGACAACAACUCGGCAACGGGCAGGUUCCGCCUGGUAUACUAGGGGAGCGUCGGGUUGAGCCUGGGUACGACGCUUCACAAGGUCAGAUGGGAAGCAAUUAUCACGGUGUGCAAGGCACUGAGGGUAAUUACGAUGCGAGCAACACGGGUGCGUAUCCUGAAUCUCACACAGGGAGGAUAAACCCUAACUCCACCAUGGGAGACACGGGAUUGGAUCGGUACACUCCUGCGUACUCUCAUCACGACAUGACUGAUACAGGGUUGGGCCAUCACUCGCAUCCCGGAUCCAACACUGGCUACUCGUAUGAAACCAAGACAGACUCUGUCGAUGGGUACCCUCAGAAUACCAUGGGAUCAGGCACAGGACUGGGUCACCAAAGCGACAUCAGCGGCCAUCCCCAUGAAACAUUGGGGAACAGAAUGGAGGAGACGGUGGGAGGUCGCCGCCACGAUUACAAUGAAAGGGUGGGGAAGAGCUUCGAGGACACAAGCUAUGAUGAAAAGCUCAGUGGCUUCGAUGGAACCAGAACGAACGCCGGAGCUGGUGAACAUGACGUUACGAAGACUGGAGCAGUUGGCUACGGUGCGACAAGGACCGGAGAUGCAUCCGUAUACGAUGCCACGAAUGUGGAUCACGCGCACCGACAUGCGGAUGCCGACGUCUCUGGUACCCAGCAGCCCGAGAAGAAGGGUUUCGUGGGCAAGAUCAAGGACAUGAUCCAUCACUAG
Physcomitrium patens is the source of this 1371-nucleotide messenger RNA. The record is from RefSeq and is a predicted model, not a curated record. Lineage: Eukaryota; Viridiplantae; Streptophyta; Bryopsida; Funariales; Funariaceae.